GUCUAUUUCAUUUGUCUUGUUAACUAUAUAUAAUUAUAUGAUCAAAUUGAAAGAAUACAAAUUGUAAUUGAGGAGCCAAUUGAAAAUACGAAGAAAUUGAUUUUCCCGCUCUACGAUAGAUCGAUAAAAUAUGAAAUGUAUCGCAUUUGGUUAUCGAUAGUAGUACACUUUUCUCGAUUAUCGACAAAAUGAUCGAAAUCUAACGUUACCCUUCACUCUAGAUAUACUUGGUGGUAUAUUAUUUGCGCGUUGAAUUUUCAAGUUCCUUAACCUUUCGAAUUAAUCAUGAUAAUCGUUAUACAAUAUUAACUUAAUCAUUAUAAACAAAUAAAGACUGUAAUUACUGAAUUUUUUGUCGCACAAAUAUAAUAAUAAUAAUAAUAUUAGAAAAGUGUGAGUAUAUUUAAGUGUUCACUUAGCUGAUAGCUUCUCUUUUAUGUCAACAUAAUUGACUGCCGACUGGAUACGCGUCCUAUCUUGAGAUCUAAUUUGUUCAAUACUUUGUACGAUUAAAUAACCAUGUUGUUUGCAAGUAAAUAUUCAUUAAAUCAACUAAAAUCUUUGGAUAUGCAAAAAUGCCUGGUUGUGCAGCAGUUGGCUGCAAUAAUCGCAGUGAGAAAGGCUAUAUUAUGAAAUGUUUUCCUCGUGAUCCAGAAUUGAGAAAAAUUUGGCAAGAGCGUGUAGCUAGGGCCGAUUGGGAACCAUCAAAUAAUUCUUUUCUUUGUCACGUACACUUUGAACCUCAUGAAUGGUCUGUGGCACAAAGUGGUAGAAUUAGAUUAAAAAGAAACGCUAUACCGUCUAUCUUUACCGUAACCUCUACUAGAAAAUCUCCUAAAAAGCGAAAGAAAUUAAUUCAUACUAAACAGGAGAAGGACUGUGAAGGUAGUCAAAAUAUGGAAUAUUUUGAGAUAGAUACCGAAUGUUCCUCCACUGGAAACAUUGAAGGAAAAGAUUCCGAUUUCCAAGAUACCGAUGAAAUAUCUCAGUCAUUAACAUUUGAAACUUCUGAUAAUAUAUAUCAAGUAAGUAAAGUUAGGAAUACUUACGAUGAUAAUGCACAAGAUCGUGUAGCUACAAAUAGCGCUCAAGAUGGUAUCAUUGUAAUCUCCGACGAAUGCAAUACAGAAACAGAUCAUUUCAUAAAGAAAAACAAUACUAUGAUGCAUACAAAUGAAAGCGAUAAAAUGAAUAGUAAUAUUAACGGUGAUCAAGGUUAUCCUGCGUUAAACAAUCCUGAAAAUGUAUACAUUAAAGCAGAGGUUAAAUCUGAAAAUCUAAGUAACAAAUUUGAUGAUAAUUAUGACGACAUAGAAGAAAAAUUGAAACAAAUUUGUGAUGGAAGGAGCGCAAACGAGGAAGAUUGUUCAGGAAAUAAUAAGACCAAUUGUGCUGCCAAAAAACAAGAUGAUACAGAAAGAAAUGCGGAAGUAAGUUUAAGCGGUAUUAAUAGUAGUAAAGUUUUAUCAACGACAAGAACGGAUUACAAAGAACCUGUCAAGCACGAAAUAGGAGAUAUUCUUAUUGACAACAGGGAAAAUGUUGAAAUCAUUUUUGGUACUGAAAGUGGAGACGAAAAAAUAGAUACUUCUCAAUCGAUUUUAUGUAUUAGUAAUUCAUUCACUAAGGCUCAUGAAAUGAAUGAUCCUGUGUUAAAUAUGGACGAUGAUAUUGUUUCUAUCAAAGAAGAAAAUAAAAUCUUUAAUGAAGACAUAGAGGAAAAUUUUGGUAAAGACGAAGUACAUGUUAUACCAAAUAUGAGAGCAGCCAUGAAACGUAAAAGAAGAACUAGAGAAGAAAUAAUGAAAUCUAUUAAAAAGUCCAUUGUUAGUACACCUGAACAAGACAUCAAUUUUAUGCACAAUAGUGAUGAUAUUUCCGAUAACAAUACAGAUAAACAAGUUGAAUUUGAUGCGAAAGCUAACAACAAAAGUAAUAUUAAAAACAACAAUAAUCAUGGUGAAAUAGGAAAAACAGAAUUUACUAUAAAAAUAACUGGUAAUCCUGAUGAUGUGUGUGAUAUUGUCCAAGAUCUAACGGGACAACGGCAAGGUAACGCGAAAGAGAAUUUUCAAGAAAUUCAUAAUUCUUGUGAGAAAUUUAAUCAUAGAUCUGUAGUUACAUCUGUUGUCAAAUUAAAGGAUUAUCCUAUAAAUCUAUCACCUAAUGUUACAAAAGAAUUAUGUAAUAAUCAGGAAGAUUUAACAAUAAAAAAUAAAGAUUUGUUUUUACGAAGAAAUCCUUUAUACUUCAAUAAUACUGAAACAGUUAAUAGAGAACAUUUGAAAAUAGAAUUGGUUGGCGAUAUUCAACAGAGGAACAUUUUCACUAACAACUCUGUGCCACCACGUUCUAUAUUAGAGAAAAAGAUGUUCAAUUUAUACAAUAGUUCUCCGACUAAUUAUAGUAAUAAUAAAAUGGAACAACAAAUAUUGGGCAAUUUAAGUGGUCAGGACAUAUUUGACGAACACGAACAGUUACAACAGAAAUCGAAAAUGCAAGAAGAAGUUAUUAAUAAAUUGACCAAUCAACUAAUUGUAUUUAAAAGAAUGGAAAAUAAUCUAAGAAAGCAAAGUAAAUUACUACAAUCGAAGACGAAAGAAGUUGAGAUGUUAACAAAUAAAUUAAACACAAGAUCAACGUCUACACAAUCAUUUACGAACAAUAAAAAAAGUUUAGAAUCGAAGCAAAGAUUAAUCGAAGAAUUGUCAAAUAGAGUGAACUAUUUUGAGUUGGUAAAUAAAAAAUUAAUGAAAACUAUGACAUUAGAAUCUCAACAAAGAAGAAAAUUGGAAGGACACAUCAAGCAGAAGGAUGAGCAAAUAAAAGAAUUGAAUUGGAAGUUGGAGAAAGCUUCGAAAUAUCUUGAAAGGGCAGAAAAAAAUACAAACACUUAUAAACGAAAGAUGUUAAAUAUGCAAACGGUUAUGAGACGAAAAAAAUUAUUAGAUGAAAAACCGAGUUCGUACAGUGAAAUGAUCAUUGAAAACGAUAAAGGAGAAUUUUCUGACAAAACCUUGGCAAUCGCUGUGACAAUUAAGAAUAAUUGCGGCAAGGAUGGCUAUGUUAAAUUGAUCGACCUUGGUUUCCCCUUACCUCCUUUAACAACUUUGAAAACAUUUCUUAGUAACAAUGUGACAGAAGAGAAAAGCAAUAACGAAACUAAUCGAGAUAUUUCUAAUAAAAAAGAACAAUUACAAGAUGUCCAAUGUUUAAGAAACGAAACGGAAAUGGACACUAAAGAUUCUGGUAUACCAGAAUCGGAUAAUAAAGCGACAGAGUUAAAUACUACAGAAACAAUAACUGGGACUGUCCAGGAUAUUUUUAAUGAAAAUAACGAUGGCGAUGACUUCACGUCCCAUGAACUUAAGAAACAUUUUAUGGAACAAUUGAGUGCUGUCAUGUAUUAUUUUCCUUAUCAUUGUACAAUAAUCAUGAAGCAUUUAUCGACGAAUACGAUGGAUCUUGCAGACACAGAAAGUUCCAGUGAUUCAGACGAUUUUCAAAUGUUGGAAAACGAUGAAACCGAAGAAGAAGUACCCACAGAGAGUACUUUUGACUUGGCCCUUCCGGCCUCGCACUCUUACUUAGGAAAUAAUCUAAGAGAACUCAGAGGAAGAACGAUACUGGAUGAUGGAAUCCACAGGAAUUUACCAUUGUUAGUGAAACAUUCUAUUAUUCUAUUUCCUGGACAGACAUUACCAAUGAAAUCGGAGAAUGUAGAAGUUAUUAGAAUGCUACAAAAUUGCAUUCAGAAAGAUCGUAUAUUUGGUGUCAUAUGUUUGAACAAUGGCAAGGUUGUACGUGUAGGUACAACGGCUGAAGUAUUCGAAUAUUAUGAUGGAGAUUUAAUGGUAUCAAGUUUUCGAUUAAAAGCCAUGGGUAGACAACGAUUCAAAAUAUUACGUAUUGUUAUGAAGGGCAACGACAUGUUUUCUGCAAAUGUUAAAAUACUACCAGAAGUUACCUUGAAUCAUCCAUUCUCGGAUUGUCGUUUAGCUUCGUUAAAUCCUCUUCGAGUAAAACCGACUAAUGAACAAGAAUCAAAACAGCAAGAUUUUGUAGAGAGAGUAGAGUCAAUGAUAACUCCAUGGCCAUCGUGGGUGUACAAACAGUACGAUCCUGUGAGAUUAUCUUCCAAGAUACGCCAUCAUUUACAAUUUCUUCAAAAACGCGGUAGUAACAUACCUAAGGAUCCAAUUGAAUUAUCAUUUUGGGUCGCACAAAAUGUAUUGGUCGAUGACGAUGAAAGAAUUGAUUUAUUAAAUUAUGAUUGCGCUAUUGCAAGGUUGCAGAGAGAAAUCAAAUAUCUUAUUGAGGAUAGAUCUUUUGUUUGUAUACAUUGCGAUAAUUUCAUUGCACAUCAAUCGAAUAUGUUUCCAAUGAGUAAGGAAGGACUUCAAAGUACAUAUUGCAAUGGCUAUGGUGUCAUAUUCGAAACAAUAACUGUCUAUCAUGCGGAAGGAUUAAUGCUUAGUAUGGAUUCAUCCUCGACGGUUUAUAGUUGGUUUCCAGGAUAUGCCUGGACAACAGCAAGUUGCGGUAAUUGUUCUUCUCAUGUGGGUUGGAAAUUUACAGCAGUAAAAAAUAACUUGAAACCUAAACACUUUUGGGGCUUAUGUCGUAGGGCCCUGAAAAAUAAAACAAAUAACAAAGCAGAUGAUACAACAGAUGAUACAACAGAUAUUGAUGCUUUGUCGUCUGAUGGCAAUUGAAUUUUUCAUAUUUCGUACAAAUCGUUGAUGCUAUAGUCGGAUUGUUGUCAUUGCAGUAAAACUUGUUGCUUAAUUGCAUUGAAAUAUCUUUUAAUUGAAAUAUAGCAAGAAGAACAACCAUUAAGAAGAACGUAUGGCAAAAAAUAGAAUGCACUUUGGCAGAAUGAUAUUGUAUUUAAGAAAGAAUUAUCUUUGGGCAAGAGUAAAGCGUCAUCCUUAGUACAGACUUAUGAUAAUAAAAUGUACAUAUUGGAUGGAGAAAAAGUGAAAUAGAGAUACCAUAGCUUUUAUCAUUAUCCCUCUGGUUCAGAUUAACCGUUAUAUGAAAAGUAAUACCUUUAUACUUUUCAUAAUCCUCCAAUAUAUAGAUUACGAAUUAUUUUACUCCUCUUUUCACAUUGCUACUUUACACAAAUAGAUACAAGAUUGUAUGAUACCAUGUUAUUUCCUAAAUAUACAAAAUUUUGUGCAUAUAAAAUUAAUGGAUAGCGAAUAUUAUAUAUCAUAUAAAAUAAGAUAUUUUGUUAUGCAUACAUGAUGAGGCAUUAAUAAAUUUAAAUUUAAUGUCAUAGUA
This is a messenger RNA of Polistes dominula (European paper wasp), 5289 nucleotides long. It is a transcript of the gene ohgt, whose product is annotated as E3 ubiquitin ligase component cereblon. Lineage: Eukaryota; Metazoa; Arthropoda; Insecta; Hymenoptera; Vespidae. The record is from RefSeq and is a predicted model, not a curated record.